ACAAGACAGAAUAGCAGAGUGUGUCAGAGAAAGCAGAGAUUUGACAGCAGAGUGCACAUCAGCUCCAGAUCUCAACAUGAGAAUCGUUGCUCUUGCCCCUUUAAUUCUGGGGUUUUACAUCUUGGGAGGCUUGUGUGCUCCAAUGAAGACAGUGUUUGUGAACUUCCCUGGGGAUGUGCUGAAGAACCUCACCGAGGAAGACCUUGUCAAUGACUAUCUGGAGCGAUAUGGUUACUUGAAUAGUAAAGCACGCAAUACAAAGCAGAUGUCUCUAUCCAAAGCUUUAACAAAAAUGCAGCGGUACCUAGGCCUGGAGGAAACUGGUCAAUUGGACGAGGAAACUCUGAAUGUCAUGAAACAGCCACGUUGUGGAGUUCCUGAUGUUCAGAACUACCAGACUUUCAGUGGUGACUUGAAGUGGGACCAUAAUGACAUCACAUACAGGAUUCUUAAUUAUUCUCCUGACAUGGACUCUUCCAUUAUUGAUGAUGCUUUUGCCCGGGCUUUUAAAGUGUGGAGCGAUGUCACCCCACUGACAUUUACCCGAUUGUAUCAGGGUGAGGCAGAUAUCAUGGUAUCCUUUGGAAAGAAAGAUCAUGGAGAUCCUUAUCCUUUUGAUGGAAAAGAUGGACUGCUGGCACAUGCUUACCCACCAGGAGAGGGCAUUCAGGGAGACGCUCAUUUUGAUGAUGAUGAGUUCUGGACGUUGGGCAAAGGAGCAGUUGUGAAGACAUAUUACGGAAAUGCAGAAGGAGCAAUGUGCCAUUUCCCCUAUACUUUCAAUGGAAAGUCUUACUCCACCUGUACCACUGAAGGCCGUGAUGACCAACUGCCAUGGUGCGCCACUACUGCAGACUUUGACAAAGACAAGAAAUAUGGCUUUUGUCCUAGCGAGCUUCUGUACACCUAUGGUGGAAACAGCAAUGGAGACAAGUGUGUCUUCCCUUUUGUGUUCCUGGGAGAAACAUAUAACAAAUGCACCACAGAAGGGCGAACAGAUGGAUAUCGCUGGUGUGCAACAACAAGCAAUUUUGACAAGGAUAUGAAGUAUGGCUUCUGUCCCAAUCAAGACACAGCUGUGAUUGGUGGAAACUCUGAAGGGGAACCAUGUGAGUUUCCUUUCACCUUCCUAGGGAAAAAGUAUAACUCUUGUACCAGUGAAGGUCGUUCAGAUCAGAAGCUGUGGUGUGCCACCACCGGUAACUAUGACAAGGACCAGAAAUGGGGAUUCUGUCCAGAUCAAGGAUACAGCCUGUUCCUGGUUGCAGCCCAUGAAUUUGGUCAUGCUUUAGGUCUAGACCACUCCAACAUCCAUGAUGCCCUUAUGUACCCUAUGUAUGUUUACUUGGAGGACUUUAAACUGGACAAAGACGAUAUUGAUGGGAUUCAGUACCUCUAUGGUCCCAAGCCUGGUCCUGGGCCCACACCUCCACAGCCCAGCAAAACUACUUCCAGCACCAGCACUACAAUUACCACUCCUAACCCCAGAACUCCCAAGACACCAGACACUCCAACUGCCUCCCCAUCCACACCUGAGACUACCACCCAAUCCAUUGAUCCAUCUUUGAAUCCCUGUCAGAUUCCCAUUUUUGACACCAUGUCUGAGAUCAUGGGAGAGCUGCAUCUUUUCAAAGACGGACUCUACUGGAAGCUGAAGGCGAAGUCAAACAUUAAGGGCCCAUAUAGGAUUCAAGAAACUUGGCCUGCUCUGCCUAAUGUGAUUGACACUGCAUUUGAAGAUCUGCUGACCAAAAAAAUGUACUUUUUCUCAGGUCGGCGUUUCUGGGUUUACCAUGGAGAUCAAGUUCUAGGGCCACGCGGCAUUGAAAAAUUAGGUCUGGGCAACGAUGUGGAAAAGAUUGAAGGUGCCAUCCAAAGAGGAAAAGGCAAAGUUCUGCUUUUCAGUGGUGGAAAGUACUGGAGGAUGGACACAAAAACUCAGCUCACUGAUAAAGGUUACCCCCGUGACAUUGACGAUAUGUUUGGUGGGGUGCCACUGGAUGCCCAUGACAUCUUCCUCUACAAUGGAAGCUAUUAUUUCUGUCAGCAAUCUUACUACUGGAGGAUGAACAACCGCCUUCAAGUGGACAGAGUUGGAUACAUCAAGUAUGACAUCCUCAAUUGCCCAAAUCCCUCUCGCAAGUAGUGAUUUCUCGACCCUGAAGAACUCUGAAGAUGUUAGGAUAUGGGUGGAGCAGACAGGGGUAGAGAAGAAAUUUGCUCUUUUGAGGAAGAAAGAUGUUCCUUUGGUGUACUUAAUUUAAUGUUUUUGCCUUGGUUUGAUCCUGGAGGAAGCAGGUGAUUUAUGCCACUCUGGGACAAGGGGGAGACAGUGGUGCAUUUGCAAUGGAGUGUUUUCACAUUUUCCAAUUUCAAGUCUGGCAGUAUCAUAAAAAAACACAGUAGGAACCAGGCUGUCAGCCAAAGGAUUUGUCCACACCAGAAUAAAUUUUUCAAAUUUUCGACACUGGCCUCAUUUGAAUCUUUGUCAGUAUAUAUCAAUUCCAAACAAGUCUCGAGGGCCUUCCCCUCUGGCCAUACUUUCCACUAGAAUGAGGCCAACACACAGAACCAAAUGUUUUUUGAAAAAGACCCUUUGCCAGGUAGCACUCCUCCACAAAAGUAUAAUUUAUCUUGCUACAGCACACUUGACUUUCCAAAACUUUUCUGCACUUUACUAAGUCUCCAACAUUGGAGUCACUUUGUUCUUACCUAAGUUUCCUGUGCCUUGUGACAGAACUGAACUGAGUACUGUCAAACUAUCUUGUCAGGCUAUAAGCACCCAAUCUAAAUUGUGUAGCAGUAGUGAUGGCUAAUCAUUUAGCCUCUCUAUUUAACCAAGAGCUGUAUAACUAUGGCUUCUCAAGCACAUACUUGAGUUAAAUACAUGGUAAUCUUUUCUGGAACUUCUGUGGAUGGCUCACAUUCUACCACACUCCUUUGAUGCAUGAUUUGUAAUCUAAUAAAAAAUGAUUUUACUAAGAAAUUAA
This is a messenger RNA of Polypterus senegalus (gray bichir), 2990 nucleotides long. It is a transcript of the gene mmp9, whose product is annotated as matrix metallopeptidase 9. Gene Ontology annotation, cellular component: extracellular matrix. The transcript has 13 exons. Lineage: Eukaryota; Metazoa; Chordata; Cladistia; Polypteriformes; Polypteridae. Gene Ontology annotation, molecular function: zinc ion binding; metalloendopeptidase activity. The record is from RefSeq and is a predicted model, not a curated record. Bases 77 to 2146 code for a protein of 689 amino acids. Gene Ontology annotation, biological process: collagen catabolic process; extracellular matrix organization; proteolysis.